AUGAUAGAGUCUAUAAAAAAACUAAACAGGAAGUUUCUAAUUACGCCAAAAAUUUUGUACUUUUUUGUGAAUCUCCAGUACUACACUCUUCAUCAGUUCAGAGGGGUAUUUGCAAAAAAGAAGUUUGGAGCCUCGGACGGGGAUCUUGCAAAAUACAUGGGCCCGAUGCUUGGGACAAUAUUCUUUACCAAUAUUUUCAUUGGUACGAUGAAUGACAAAUUCGGAAGAUCCCAUCUAUUUAUAGUUGGUGCUCUUCUUCUUACCUGCGCUCUUCUUCAGCUGUUCUAUGUGGAUUUGUAUGUAGGUAUCUUUCCGGGGAUGUUCUGGAUCAACUUUCUCCUUUACAUGGCUUUUAAUAAUGGGAUUCCUCCAUUGCUCGACAAGGCUGUAUUAGAUUACCUGAAUGGGAUUCCUGAGGCGGGGGCCCGAGCCUACGGAAAGCAGAAAUUGUGGGGAACGGCAGGAUACGGUUUGUCUUGUAAGGUAAUAGAAAAAUGCAUCAAGUUUGGAGAUGAUUUCAAAUUUGAGAAUCUGAGAUACUACUCUUUAGUGACCACUGCUAUAUCGGCAUCCUUAGUGUUUCUCUUGCUCAAAUCUCCUGCAAGCGAGGGAAGGGCUGUUAGGAGAGAUAUAACUGCAAACUGCAAGGAACUAAUGAGAAACAGAUCUUAUCUGUUCUUCAUACUCAUGAUACUUUUGAACGGAAUAACAAGACAGGCAUUGUCUAUAUACCAUACAGUAUAUCUAACAGAUGUGUUACAGAUCAAAGGAUACGAUCUCCCUGACACAUGGCCCUCCUGGCUUCAAUCUUUAGUUGGCUUUUUUAAUGAAUCUCCAGUAGCCACAACAACCAUGUGUGGAAUGGUUUUUGAAGUUAUAAUGCUUUAUAAUUUCCCUGCUAUAAGCAAAAGAAUUGGGCUAGUCUGGCCCUUUUUCAUUGCUCAACUUUUCCAGAUACUCAGGGUCGGAUGCUAUUUCGUAUUAGACUACGACGAUCCUAAUGUGUUUUUGUACUGUUGCCUUAUUGAACUUACAAGGGGUGUAUACUUUGGGCUUCUUCAGCCAUCUGCAGUUCAACUAGCCAUGAACCUUUGCCCUCCACAUCUCAAAUCCACUUCUCAGAUGAUCUACCACGGAACCUUCACGGCUCUUGGAUCUCUUGCUACCUCUCUUGUAUUUGGAAAUCUUUUCUCCGAAGACAAGAUGAAAGGAAAGGACAUUCCUAUAGAAGAUAGAGCUGCAAACUAUAAGUUGUUCUUCUUUGUAAAUAUCUGCUUUGCGUCUGUAACCACGGGAUUAUUUGUCUACAAAUACUUCAUUCUGGACCGGAUAUCCAGGCAUAGCACAGAUCAAGAAAAGAAAGCAAUAAUAGAAUCCCAAGAAGAGGGAGUGGCAAAUAAAUAG
Molecule: messenger RNA, 1404 nt
Organism: Encephalitozoon intestinalis ATCC 50506
Lineage: Eukaryota; Fungi; Microsporidia; Unikaryonidae
Product: putative sugar permease
Exons: 1
Coding region: 1-1404 (467 amino acids)
Cellular component (GO): membrane
Source: RefSeq, a predicted model, not a curated record